This is a messenger RNA of Callithrix jacchus (white-tufted-ear marmoset), 11836 nucleotides long. Its product is annotated as spermatogenesis-associated protein 31D3-like. NCBI's taxonomy places the organism in Eukaryota, Metazoa, Chordata, Mammalia, Primates, Cebidae. The record is from RefSeq and is a predicted model, not a curated record.
GCCUGGGCAAACUGAGGGCUCAGUUGCUUCAGGCAGCCAUGCUAUUCAGAUCAUGGAGAAUAUCCUCUGUUUUCUGAACAGUUACACUGAGUCAGGGCUCGGCCCUGGCUUGGCACAUUGCUUGGAUAUUGACCCCACCUUCCUCUGCUUGAGUGGGUUGGGGUUGUUUAUGCUGUCCUUGUUCUACCUGCUAUGGACUCUCUAUUUGUCAUGCGCUGGGAAAAACAAUGACAUCCCAAUGCAUCAGGGCAGAGCCAGGAGGAGAAAGAAAGGCGGGACAUUUAAAGACUGGACAACCUUCCAGAAAGAAGCAGAAGAGGAAAGGAAGCUGGUUUCUAUUCUGAAAAGCUUUGGGCCUUCUGCUUUCUGCAGUCCCCUGGGCCAGCAUCAUGAAACCACCGGCAUUCGUCGACUGUUAUGCCCAGACCCCCUCUGUGUGGUGUGUAACAGAAUAGCUGCUGAGGCCGAGCGACGGAUGUAUUGGGAGUCCCUGAAAGAUGCUGCUCCCUCUGUGUCCCCUUCGGCUUCUGCAGCUUCUGAGACUGAGUCAUCAUUAACUCUGGCUUCUGCCUCCUCAGCCACCCCUCCAGAAGACUUAAUAGUGUCCCCUUGCCCUGACCCUUCUCCAUCACCCCCCUUAAUUCUCUCACCUGACCUGAUCACCCCUUUAGCUGACUUAUUUUCACCCUCACCACUGAGGGACCCUCUGCCACCAAAGCCUGUUUCUCCCCUGGAUUCCAAGUUCCCUAUAGACCAUUCCACACACCAGCAGCUUCCCUUUCCCCUUCUCCCACCACAUCACAUUCAGAGAGCAGAGCCCAAUCUCCAUCCUGAGGCCAGUUUGUCUCUGAACACCAUCUUUUCAUUUGACUCUACUCUAUCCCAAGAUACGAACUCUUUGCCAAAUAUUUCCCAGGCCAUGAAUCCCUGUGAUUCAUGUACUUUUCAUUACAAACCACCAAACUCUUCUGCUUUACGAAUGCAAGAUUGCACUGUGACUGAGUAUGAAGCAAAUCUCACCAUACUGAAGCCUCUGGAAAAAGAGAUGUUAUCUAUAGGUGGCUCUGGUAGGUCAACCACCUCUGCCCCUACAAUCGGAGACAUUGACCAUUCAUGCCCUGCAUCUGCAGAAUUCUCCUGGUGGCAGCCUCAUCCCAAGGAUGCCUUUUCUUCCAAUUCUGUACCAUCUGAUUUCCUGCAAGAGCUCCUUAGCCUUCAUUCUUCUGAGGCCUCUUUAGGGGGGUACUCUGUGGCUGACCUCAUAAUGCCUGUUAAGCUCUCUUUUCUCAGCCAUGACAUUGUGGCACAGCUGGAGAGACAAGUCAAAAAAAGGAUUGAUUUUCUGCUGCAUAAAGAAAAUGGAAAGAAACCAGGAACUUUCCCAAAACAUCUUAGGCCAAACUACCAACUAAAUUCUUCAGGGAAAAUGUUAGCUUCAAUUGCUGAUAAGCAUGGCUUGGCAACCUCCCUUCCUUUUGGGGCCAGUAACAGGAAAGUAGAGCGGCUGCACAUCCAUCAGCAGCCCCCAAAUUCUACGUGCUUUGAGGACCAUUUAGAGCAAAAACAUCUUCAGCUCUUCCAGGGUCUCCCAUCUCUGCAUAGCGAGUCUCAGAAUCCUACUGUUCCCCAACGUGGCCGUUCCUCCACGUUUGCAUUCUUCAAUGAAACUGCGAGUAUGUCUACAUUCCAGGAAUCCCCAGUACUUCCCCAUCCCGAACCUCCGUCCUUGCCUAUUACCCAGCCUCUCCCCUUGCCUCAAACCCUGCCCCAAGGUCAGUCCCCGGCUCAACAUCCAUCUCUACUCACAGCCCAACUACCUAGUCCUCUAUUCCAGAUUGGGAACUGUGGAGUGUGUUUUCAUAAAUCUCAGAAUGAGGCACCGUCUCUUACGCCAUCUGAAAUUAACCAUCUGGAGUGGAACGUGUUGCAGAAAAAUCAGGAAAGUGUGUGGGGUUUACCCUCUGUGGUUCAAAAAUCCCAGGAAGACAUUUGUUCUCCAGCUCCCAGUCCUUCAUUGGUCAAGUCCUUUAAGGCUUGUUGCCCCAUCUCCAUCAUUCCUGGAGAUUUUCCAUUCAGUGCUGAGCUUAGGAAGAAACUAGAGCACCACCUUCGAAAGAGGCUCAUCCAGCACAGAUGGGGUCUGCCCCGCCGAGUCCAUGAGUCUCUGUCACUGCUACGUCCUCAGAGCCCAACUUUAGAGAUAUCUGAGUCAGAAAACAGUGAGGGACCCUUACAUAGCUCGUUGGUUGAGGGUCAGAGCCACAAUGAUCUCAAGAAUUUUAAAUCAAGGAAACCUAGAAGCUUCCACAAGAGAAGCUCAAAUAUGCUUUCCCUGGAGAAUGUGAGGAAGUUUCAGGAAUACAGCCAGGAGAAUGGCCCAAAAGAUCAUCUGUUGCAUGAACCAGAGACAUCUUCAGAAGAGGAUCUGCGUGCUAAUUCCGAGAGCGACCUAGAAGGUCCUAUGAUGCAUCUGCCAGGGAAUGAUUCAGGGGUGAACCUAGGUCAGAAACAACUUGCGAAUGCCCUGUCAAUACAUUUGAGCAAGAAAUUUGAGGAAAUCAAUAAGGGUCGAGUGCCUAUGAGUGUGCAUAGCUCAGGGCAUUCAAUCAAGCAGACAAUGUCUCUUCCUGAGAAAUCCCAUAGCCAAAUAAAACAUCAAAAUUUGUCAGCAUCGGUGGGUAAGGACCAAUGCGUUGAUACUUCCCAGGAGAUGUCCUUCCUUGGUUCCAACAAGCAAAAGAGGUUGGAAGCCCAUAUUCAGUCUUUCCAUACAAGGAUGCUGUGGGGCCUUCCCAGCAAGGUCCUUGAAUCCAUAGAAAUCUGUGAAUCGAAAGAGGACCUUUCCAGCUCCUUUUCCCAACUUGACCUACUCUCCUCAGCCACAUUCAUUUCUCAGAGAGAUUCCAAAGAUGAGGUCUGCAAGUCUCUUAGAUUCAGUACUUUUCAAGGAGAAAAGUUGGAAACACGCUCAGUACUUGUCCUGGAUUGUCCUGACCCUGUCACCUCACCUGUAGGCAAAGAAAGACAGGGGACCCUGAGAAGACAGUUUUCUUAUACUGACCAUGACCUUACAGAGAUGGAUUCCAAUGAUGGGGCCUCCAAGCUCCUUGGAAGAAACACUACAGAUUUUCAAGGAGAAAAAAUAGGAACAACAAGCUUAUUUUCCAUCCUGAAUCAUCCACACCUCAUCACCUCACCUGUUGACAAAGAAAAGCAUGGGGCCCGGAGAAGAGAAUUCUCUGAUCCUGAUCAUGAGCUUAAAGAAAGUAUCCAGACAACUGAUGAUGGCAGACAGAGUUUUCUGCCCCACACACACAGCAUCAUAGACGAAGUCAGUCAGAAACAGACUGUAUUGGCUGGUAGAAGCAACCCGGAGCAGCCCAUAAUGCAACCUGGGGUUGGCAAUGAGUCAAUGAAUAAAAAAGCGAGAUUCAGUAAUAACAUGGAAAGGGUUCAGGGCAGUAGAAAGACCUGUCCUGUCACCAGUGGAUCUAGGAAGAUGUUCAAGGAAGAGAAGCUUAAACAUCAGGUGCUGAGUGAGUUAAAGCUGGCCCAGGGGGAGCAUAGCCAAGCUGAAACCCAUUUCACUGCCAUGUCCCUUGUCUUAGAUAACUUGAGUUCCAAGGGCUUACUGACUCAUGCCCAGAGCAUCUCCAGUGGGAACACAGCAACUUCCCAGGUGCUGAAUGUCCACGUGGAGGACAGAGGGAUCCGUGUGAAACAACAGCAGGAGCCCUCGGUCCCUAAGCAUAUCUUACAGAAUUGCCAAGUUAAGAAUUUCCCACCAGCUACAAAGAGAGUGAGCACCCCCAGAGUCAAAGGAGGAGAGCUUGGUGGAGGGAAUGCAGGGUUGGGGACAUCCCAACCCAGGAGAAAGAGCCAUCCUGUUCAGAAGAAGACAUCAGGGGAGGUGCUUGGGAGAAAAUCUUCCCCACCCUUGAUAACACAGCCUCCUCCUGAAAACCUUUUCAGAAAAUGGAUGGAGACUUUUUCUCAGAGGUUUAAGAAACUAAGCACAACAUGUGAGGAACGAGAAAGUUCCCAGGAAAAGCGUAGCUCCCUGUCAUCAUCUGUGCAGAACAGAGGUCAGAUUAAGAAUAGAGCUGCCUUUACGGGGACUCCUGAAGCUGAGAAAUUUAACACUGACAUUGUAAAUUUCCUAAAGGAGAAGCUAGGGCAUAGGCAUGGGAUAGAUAUCACCUGUCCCCAAGAGCCCCUUUUCCCGGUGAAGCUUACAAAAGCUCAGCACAAGCCAGUAUUGCAGGGCUAUCCCUGCAACUACACGGCUCCCUCCUGCAAAGUGACACAUAGCAAAGCUUGCAGCCAACCAGCUAUCCUAGUUGGCCAGAAUUAUCCGACAAGGAUUAGACAGAUCACAGACAAGAACAGACAGCCCCAGAAAGUUGAGGCAUUUAAGAGCACUAUAUUGUGUCAAAGGCAUUCCUAAUCCAUGCCCCACAGGAAGCCUGUUCCCCAGCCAAACCCCACUUGCCAGUGUCAGCUUGACCCAGUGCCUCCAGCCAUCCCAACCAGUGCUAAAACCACUAUGUUCAGUGAUUUGUCAUUAUUAAUUACACCAAUUCUUCUGAAGCAUUUCCAGGGAGGAAAAUUCCCCCCCCAAUAAAAUAAUUCACUCCCUGUGGAGAAUACUGGUUCUCCCCAAUAAAUGUUCUAAUAAGAAUGAUGUCUUUUCUGUGUGUUGUGUUGCGGGGUAUAGAUUUUGGAUAACCCAAGCUUGUGUUUAGUGAAAGGUAGGAGUUAGUUCAGCUCUUACUGACUGCUUCCUUUAACUUCUAAAAGGUGACCAAUCCCCUGGAGCUCUUGCGGAGGAAUGAGUAUCAUGUGUCUCCAAAAGCCCCUUCUCUCCCUGAUGAAGUCUGAGGAGAUGGGCGUUUUUCUGCCUCUUUGCUUGAGACUUACUGAUAUGGUAUGGCAGCCUGCACCUUUAGAGCAGUGAGGAAGACAGGCCUUCCGUAUGUGAAGAGAGGGUUAAGGACAGGUAUAUUUUUCAGAAAUAAUUGUUUAGUCACUAUUUAAAAAAAGUUUUCAGUGACCAGAGGAUCAUGUAAGUUGGUGGAGUGUUGAGGGUAUUGCUGGUUGGGGUAGGGUGUCAGGAACACCAUGGGUACUGCUUAAGAAUCCGAGAAACAGAGCAUGCUUAUACUUUAGGGAAGCAUCUUUUGACCUCAGUGUUGAGGCUUUUCUACCAAAAAGUCACUUUGGGGAAGUAGUUCCCUCCUUGGGUAUUUCUCCAUGCUGCCUGCAUUGAUGACUUUUUUUUUUUGAGGCAGAGCCUCAUUCUGUCGCCCAAACUGUAGUGCAGUGGUGUGAUCUCAGCUCACUGCAAUCUCCACCUUCCAGGAUCAAGUGAUUCUCCUGCCUCAGCCUCCUGAGUAGCUGGAAUAACAGGUACGCCCCUAUAAUUCCACGCCUGGCUAAUUUUUGUAUAUUUAGUAGAGUCAGAGUUUCACCAUGUUGCCCAGGCUGCUCUUCAACCGCUGAUCUCAAAUGAUACUCUUGCCUCGGCCUCCAAAAGUGCUGGGAUUACAGUUGUGAGCCACUGUGCCCGGCUGAUUGAUGACAUUUUUACAGAGCAAAACGAUCCUUUAUCUGUCUGUGGCAGCAAUGUUGACCAGGCAACCACCUAUCUCAUAGGGUAAAAUUAAGCUGAGAAUAAAGAAAAAAGUACCUUAGAAUGAAUGAGAAAGUAAGAAAAAAAUGAAGAUAGGAAAGGAUGACCCUGCUGGUGGAAAAAGGUUUGUGCCCCAUCAUGUCCAUAUCAUGACCCUUUCUCAAUCUGGAUCUAGGCACCACCCCCUUGAGGUUUACCAGGGCACUGCAGAGAUUAGAGAUGCCGUUUUGCCAGCAGUGUACAUGGUUCUAUUUUUCAAUGACGGUAAUAGUAUAUGCAGGACUGUUUCCAAGCAUGACCUCCAUCUCUUUAGAGAAGAUGAUCUUUAUGCCUUCUCUCCAGCCAUGUUGAUGGCAACAUACAAGAUCUUCCCUUAGUGUAUACGGUGCACUUAUCAGGAUGGAGGUGUCGCCUAUAAUUUUCAUGGACUUAGUGGAAUAUAAUUGAUAUUGUCUAGAACACCCACAGCUCAUGAUCCAGAGGUGAGUCCUGGACUAUGCGUGAGCAUUACAGAUAUUUGGGGGCUCACUAUGGAGCAUUACAAAAUGCUCCUUAUGGCCAAGAGUGCGCACAUACCCACCCUUAAAAUAUUAGGGGUCUGAAGAGAAGGCAACUCCACUUACAUAGACUGGAACUAACAAAUGAGGUGAGUUUCUUUCUUUUUUUUUUUUUUUUCUUGAGACGAAGUUUUACUCUUAUUGCAUACACUGGAGUGCAAUAGCACAAUCUCAGCUAACAAACCCAGCCUUCUGGGUUCAAGCAAUUUUCCUGACUCAAUCUCCCAAGUAGCUGAGAUUACAGGUGCCCACCAGCACAUCUGGCUAAUUUUUGUAUAUUUAGUAAAGACAGGUUUUCACCAUGUUGACCAGACUGGUCUCGAACUCCCAUCCUCAGGUGAUCCACCCACCUCAGCCUACCAAAGUGCUGGGAUUACGAGUGUGAGCCACUGUGGCUGGUCAUCAUUUGUUUUUAUAAAGCAUAAAAGGCAGGUGUUUAUGUCUAAAAUGAUGCUCUAUUACUUCAAUUAUAAAAAAAAAUCAAUGCUUUGAAAUCUACCCAAUGAAAUUAAAAAGCAAAUACAUUAGCUCUUCAUUAUUUUCAGGAUAUACAGUCCAAGACUGCUAGUGGAUGCCUGAAACCACGGAUAGUACCAAACCCUACCCAUACUGUGUCUUUCUCUAUACAUAUAUACCUAUGAUAAAGUUUUAUUUAUAAAUCAGGCACAGUAAGAGAUUAACAAUAACCAAUAAAAUAGAACAAUAUAACAAUAUACUAUAAUAAAAUUUAUAUGAAAGGAAUAUAUUUCUCUCAAAAUAUUAUACUGCACUUACCCUUCCUCUUGUGAUGCUAUGACAUGAUAAAAUGUCUACAUGAUGAAAUGAAGUGAGGUGAGUGACCUCAUUGUGACCUAUCAUUAGGCUACUAUUGAAAACUUAUGAAUUGCUUGUUUCUGGAAUUUUCCAUUUGAUAAUUUCAGGCUAAAGUUGACUAUGAAUACCUGAAACAAUAGAAAGCAAAACCAUAUAUAAAUCGGGGAAUCCACUGUACUCUGAAAGGAGUGAUUUUUUUUAAGUCUGUUCCCAAAAUUUCUGAUAAAGAUAUGCACCAAGCAUAUAUAUUGAAUAAUGCUUCCUAGUAUAUGUGUAUCUUUAACUUUACUAAAUAAUACCAAAUUGUUUUCAAAAGGGGUUGUACAUGUUUAUUCUUUGUAUGUUAUUGUUUGUUUUGUUGUUUUUGUUUUUGUCAUUGGGUGAAUGGUUGUUUUUGUAUUUCAAUGACAAAAUAAAAAAGUAGUAUAUGGCUUAAAAAUCCUCUUAAAAAUAAUUUUAGAGGUUUUCAUUCAUGUCAUGGUUGCUCAGUUUUUAAAUAAUCUUGCUAAUCAUGAUGGUGUCGUAUGCUUGUUAGCUAAUAUACUGAUGCAUAAUAAUCCUCAAAUUAAGAUUUAUCAUUGAGAACUGAUUUGGUCAUGAUAUAACAUCAUAUAUAAAUAUGCUAAAAUUUUGUUUAGAAUACUUGCAUCUAUGUUCAUGAGGGCUUACCUCAGGAAUGCAAGACUGGCUUGCCAUUCAAAAUCAAUUAAUGUAAGACAUAUGGUAAGAUAGCAUCGAUUUUCGUAUCUCAGAUACAAAAAUCCACUCUGAGCAGAGAGAACCCUGUGAAUUUCCUUCCAAAUAGUAACUUGUAGGAAAUGCCCAGCACGGUGAAGAAGCCCCCAAUAUUAUAGUAUCUAUACUAAGGAGUACUUUAUUCCACAUAGUUAUGACCCUAAAAAGAUAAACUGGACUCACUUUUGGUUCUGAAACCAACUCUGGUAGCUCAAGAAAAGAGAGUAUCUUUUAGCCUAAUGGUUACCAUAUUAUGAACUCAAGCAGAUGAAAUGUAACUAUAGUAAUUAUGUGACCAAAAAUAAGUUUAAGGAGAGAACAAAAAUGAGGAUUAGACCCACUUUGCUAUCUGCUUUAGAAGUCAGUAUUUUAUUUUUGAAAGAAAUAUUUAACAAACCAAAGAUAUUUGUUUGAAGAUUUAGUAAUGGUUAAGGCAUGAUAGUUAUUUAAACUCAACAAGUUUUCACUUGUCUUAUUGUUUUAUCAAGUGCGUUUAUGUAGUGCCAGGAAUAUUCAAACAGAAUUUAAAAUUGGGACCACCAAAUUAUAUCCAUUAUUACCAAUUCUAGAAACUCCUAAAGCUUAUGGGUGACAGACUGUCAGAAAGUUCUCUUUACCAAAUAAAGGACAACCUAAUCUCCGUUAUGAACUGUCAUUAGUAAUUUAGCAAAGCUAGAAGGCAGUUCAGCCAAGUAGACAGAAAAUUAAAACAUGGGCAGCUCCUGAUUGAAAAUUUAUUCAUAGCAGGUAAUGAAACAGCACAGUCAGGAUCUCUGGCAUUACUCAGAGUGAGAGAUUUAAUUCUGAUAAUUUUGAUGAUGGCACUUGAAUCAGAGAUUAUAAAUGUUGACAGGUUGUGACAUAUAGAUAAGAUAAAAUGAGCAUCAGCAACAUGGCUGUACAGAAGCAAUUCUAUAACAGUUUUUUCACAUAGUAAAUACAAUAAUUUCAAAAAUUAUGACAAAAGUUUUCAAAGAAGAGGCCUAGGCCUUAAGCAAGCCAUGUGCCAUAUUUAUAUCUAUUUGUCAAUGGGUUAUAAAAUUAAUCAGCCUAAUAAAGGCAAGAGGUGGAAAAAUUAAUAUUUAAAAUAUGAAACAUAAAUUGGAGUUUCUGAUUUCAUCUGGAUGAGGAACAAACUCAAAAUUACAGGCAGAGUAGCUAUUACAUGAAGAGGGUGAAAGUAAAGGAUUGGGUUAUAUAUUUAUAUGCAUGUAAGGAAUAUUCAUUAAAUGCUUUCACAUAUAGCUAAAUACAACUAUGCUGCUCACAUUUUUUAAAUACAUUUUUUUAUUUUGGACUUUGUGUACCUUUUUAUAUUUUCUAAUUAUUUACAAUAGCAUUAUUUGAAAGGAGUAUUUUUUUAAUUACCUAUUUCAGAUAUAACUCUCUGAUAUUUCUCAUAACAGAAAUACGACUGAGUAAAUAAUAUUUCCACAUGGACAGGUAUUUCAAUACAUCUCUUUUGAAAUUGUAAAGUAGGAUAUGUUGUAUGUGGUUAAAAUUCUUUAAUGCCCCUUCAAAGUGAGGGGUCUUACGGAAUUUUAAGGCUAUGUGCAAAAAUUAUCCUAUCUAACAAGUUUUAUUAAACUAACAAGUUGUCAUGUUUCUUUGAAACUGUGAUUGACUAGUAGUUUUCUACAGAAAUGGCACUCUGCCAUGUUCUAAACCCAGACCACAUAAAAUGGCAGCCUGCAUAUCCUGUCUUUUGGGACUAUCACUCUUGUGAGAAAGCCCACGCCGUCUGUGGAGUGGGGUAUGAGGAGGGCUUGCUGAAGUCCUCAAACUCACAACCAAGGCUGAGCUCCUAGCUGACAGCCUGUACCAACUGCAGGCCAUGUGAGUCAACCAUCCUGAAAGCAGAUGCUCUGUCCCCUGUAUAAGCCACCUCAGCUGACACGAGAUAGAUAAAGAAGAGCGGUCCACACUGAUGUAUACCCAAAUUGUGAGUUUAGGAACAAAAUAAAUAUUGCUGUUAAGUCACUAAAUUUUUGGCUUGUUUAUUAAGCAGAAAUAAAUAACCAAAAGAGCCAAGUAGGACUUUGAUCAUGAAUGCUAACAAGUGUUUGUUUAAAUGUAUUUAUACACUGGCUUUGGAGGAUUUUAUCUAUAUUGUUUAAUAAUGUCAUAACUAAUUGACUGUUUAAUAAUGUCACAAUAUUGACUGUCAACUUGAUUGAAGGAUGCAAAGUAUUGUUCCUGGGUGUGUCUGUGAGGGUGCUGCCAAAGCAGAAAAACAUUUAAGUCAGUGGGCUGGGAAAAGCAGACCCCCCUUGAUCUGGGUGAGCACAAUCUCUAAUCAGCUGCCAGCACAGCCAGAAAAAAAGCAGGCAGGGGAACCUGGAAAAACUAGAUUGGCAUAGUCUUCCAGCCUCUGUCUUUCUCUCGUGCUGGGUGCUUCCUGUCCUUGAACAUAAAUGCCACGUUCUUCAGCUUUUGGACUUGGGCUUUUCACCACACACUGAAGGCUGCACUAUGGUCUUCCCUACUUUUGAGGUUUUGGGACUUGGACUGGUUUCCUGGCUCUUCAGCUUACAAAUGGCCUGUUGCAGGAACUGACCUUGUGAUCAUAUGACUCAGUUCUAUAAUAAUCCCCUUCAUAUAAAUAUCUAUCCUAUUAGUUCUGUCUCUCUAGAGAACCCUGACUAACACACUAAUAGUAUAAACCUAUAUAGUUAAUACUAAUUCUAUAAAAUUGGCAAAUCUAGAUAUUGGUCAGAUAAAAUGACACAGAAUAAUGCAAAUGCAAUUUAAUAAAACUAUAUUUACAGAGGACUAAGCCUAUAUGACAGCAAAAAUAAAAUAAAAUAAAAUGGUCACAAUUAAAAAAAUUAAGCUAAAACCAUACGAUGCUUCAUUUACCAAAAGUGUGCCCAUAAGAAAGAUUAAUAGUUAAUUCAGUAAGAAACCAAGUAUGAAAUAAUGUUAAGUUUGUCGCAAUUUCUGUAUUAGAAAUGUUUUUGAAAACAAGUAUAAUCCCUUUUGUUUAGAAAAUUGGCUAAGUUUAAAUGCACUUUGAGAGUUCAUGGUACAGCAAAUCACACUAGGAUAAACAUGUUAAUAAAAUAAAAAUGUUUUACAACAUAAAAAUUCAUCCACCUAAUGUAUUUCUUUUUAAGGUAAGUUCUACAUAAAACGUUUUAAAACAUAAAAAACUAGCCAUUUAACAAAUACAUUUCUUUCGUAAGGCACAGUUCUAUAGAAUGAAUCCUCAUUCAUCCAUAUAUGAACCGGGUGCUCAAUUAAUUGAAUUUCUUGUGAAUAUUCUACUUCUAUAAGAUUUACUCAAUUAUUUAAUUAGCAGAGUUUUGUAACUGCAGUGUUUUGCCAAUAAAAGGGCAAAAACCACAAUUACUUUUGCACCAACCUAAUAUAUCACAGAAUUAAUGCAGAUUUAGUCUUUCUAAUCUGCUAUCAAUAUGUGGCAUAAAAAUACAUGUUCAAAAGUUCACAUAAAUACAAAAUACCUUCAUGAACAAAAUUAUUUUAGCCCCCAAACUCUGCCUACUUCUAUAAUAAAAAGACUGGGAAUAAGAAUGAUUAAUCAGUUUGUACCGGAGCAAGCCUAGCCAGGAAUCAUGCUACCAUCUUGUUUCUUUUCUCACCUAUUACACUGUCUCAUCUGGCAAGAGUGAUUCCUGAAUGGCUCUGAAAUAUGAAAUAAUGUAUGAUAUUCAGAAAUACUGUACACAUUUCCUUCAUAUAUAAAUAACCUAAUUUAUGUUGAAAAAUGAGACUUCUAGCAAGCAGGAUAGCUCACGCCUAUAAUCCUAGCACUUUAGGAGGCCAAGUCGGGCAGAUCACAAGGACAUCAAUACCAUCCUAACUAACAAGGUGAAACCAUGUCUCUACUAAAAACACAAAAAAUUAGCCAGGCGAGGUGGUGUGUACCUAUAGUCCAAGCUACUUGGGAGGCUGAGACAGGAGAAUUGCAUGAAUCUUUGGAAGCAGAGGUUGCAGUGAGCCAAGAUAGCAUCACUGCACUCCAGCCUAGGAAACAGAGUGAGACUCUGUCUUAAAAAAAAUAAAAAGAAAGAAAAAUGAGACUCUUCUUCAUUUUAUAAAACUAUUUGCUGAGACAUUUUUCUAUAGUGCCUAUUUU